This is a messenger RNA of Miscanthus lutarioriparius, 621 nucleotides long. Lineage: Eukaryota; Viridiplantae; Streptophyta; Magnoliopsida; Poales; Poaceae. The record is from the annotation of a GenBank genome assembly.
AUGCGGCUGCUCUCUGGCGCCUCGGCGUCCCGCCUUCCAUCUCCUCUUUUCUCACACCCCCGCGCAAGGACAAGAUGCGUCCCAGCGUCCUCCUUCGCCUGUCGAGCAGCUCCUUCAUCAGCCGCAGGUACAGGCGACGGCGGCGCGCGGAAGCCGUGGCUCUUCGUCGGUCUGGGUAACCCCGGAAAGGUGUACCAGGGAACUCGCCACAACGUUGGAUUCGAGAUGAUCGAUGUUAUAGCAGAAGCUGAGGGUAUAUCUCUGAGCAGUAUGCAGUUCAAGGCAAUGGUUGGAAAAGGUCGCAUCGGUGAUGCACCUAUUAUGCUUGCCAAGCCACAAACCUUUAUGAAUGCAAGCGGUGAGUCUGUUGGGCAGAUGGUUUCAUAUUUCAAAAUACCACUUAAUCAAGUCGUUGUGAUGUAUGAUGAUCUGGAUUUACCCUUUGCAAAACUGCGCCUGCUGCCAAAGGGUGGGCAUGGCGGACAUAAUGGGUACUCCAUUUCUCGUCUACUUUCUGAUAUCUGUUCCAUGUAUAGCUUAUUAGUCGUUAUUUCAGUGUUCUUUCUAAUACAAAUUCUGAUGAAGACCACAUACUUUUGGAGACAGAUAAUUGUUCCAUAG